This is a messenger RNA of Dipodomys ordii (Ord's kangaroo rat), 786 nucleotides long. RefSeq names its product olfactory receptor 688. Gene Ontology annotation, molecular function: olfactory receptor activity. Gene Ontology annotation, biological process: G protein-coupled receptor signaling pathway. The record is from RefSeq and is a predicted model, not a curated record. Lineage: Eukaryota; Metazoa; Chordata; Mammalia; Rodentia; Heteromyidae. Gene Ontology annotation, cellular component: membrane.
UUUGCUAAUGUCCUUAUGUUAAUCACCACCCUCCAUAAGCCUAGCUUGUACCAGCACAUGUAUAGGUAACUUAAUGUCCGCAUUGUGGUGGACAUUGGCCCGGAAACCACAAGCAUGCCCCAGAUCCUGGAUCUAUGGCUUGAUGCAAAGGCCAUCUGCUUCCCUGAGUGUUUCGCUCAGAUCUAUGCCAUCCACUCUUUCAUGUGCAUGGAGUCGGGCAUCUUCCUGUGUACAGUAGUGGAUAGAUACAGAGUCAUUUUUAACUCUCUUCAGUACCCUUCCAUAGUCACUGGAUUCAUCAUCAAAGCCACCCUGUCUAUGGUGCUCAGUGGUCUGCUGACCAUCCUAGUUCCUGCCCUGGCUACCCAAAAGCAAUACUGCUUCGACAAGGAAACUGACCACAGCUUGGGCUCUAACUUUGGGGUCAUUAGACAGGCCUGUGAUGAUAUUACUCUUAACAGGUUUUAUCAGUUAGGCAUGGUCUGGCUUGUGCUUGGGAGGGACAUGGUUCUGGUCUUUGUUUUCUAUGCUUUGAAUAUUCACUCAGUGCUAAGGCUGAACGCUGAUGAAGCAACAUCUAAGGGCUCGAGUACCUGCAGCUCCCACCUCAUCCUCAUUCUCUUCUGCUACAGAGAUGUUUUUGAGGCAUCUGUCACCCAGCUAGCAGGAGAAAAGGUUUCCCUUAUUCCUGUUCUCCUCCACAUGCUACAUGUUGCCAAACAGCCAUUACUUAACCCCCCAGUGUGUGCUCAUAGGACACAGGAGCUCAUUCCAGAGUGUGCUUAG